AUGCCGGAAGAUGAAAGUGUCGAGUCGCUUGGACGGAUUCGUAGCAAUGUCUCUGAUGCUUCAGGAUGGACAAAUGAGACUCACGUCUCGGAUGCCUAUGAAUACCGUCCUGCAAAAGCUGGCCGAGCACUCCUCGUUGCUUUGCUUACAGGAGCAACGUGGUUGCUUUAUACGUUUUUGAACUUUUCAGACAAGGUCCAUGCCGAGACAUGGAGUGCCGGUGCCAUCCUUGAUACUGCCUACGUCCCGCAAAGGGACCACGACAUCAUCAUCAGCAUGUACAAAGAGCCUACCGAGCAUGUUGCAUCCUUAAUAUCGGGACUGAGGGAUAUUCCGGGACUGUCCAAUGCCCAUGUCCUAAUAUAUAUCAAAGACGCGGAAGCAGAUCUGGAAGUUAUUGAACGUGGCACUGGUGCAGAUGAAGUCACAUCUCUACCCAAUCUGGGUAGAGAAGGGGAGACCUAUCUCAACCACAUCGUGAACCGCUGGGAUAACCUCGCUCGGCAAACAUUCUUCCUCCAGGCCGAUGUCCACAAUCCCCGGGAAUUCUGGCCACGUAUCACCGAUUACUUCGACCCGGUCCGAACAGGAAUGUUGAGCCUUGGUUGGUCUGGCAACGUCUGCAAUUGUUAUGAAUGCGGGGACAAGUGGGAUGUGCGUGACCCUACAGGGCUCUUUCCGAAAGUGUAUGGGCAGAUCAACAACAGUACGUCCUGCGACCAAGUCCUCCUGAGCUACAAAGGCCAAUUUGUGGUUUCUGCACAACGAAUUAGAGGUGUAAAGAAAUCGGUGUACGAGGACUUGCGUGACGCUCUUGUCAAUCCGGACAGUUGGGCACACCAGGAGACUUAUCUACAGGGCCGCCCGGAUUCUUUGAAUGCGCCACAGUUCGGUUUCCAGCUGGAAAGAAUGUGGAACCUCCUCUUCCAAUGUUCCGACUUGGAUGUUGCCUUCAAAUGUCCUUCUUUACUGAGUGGCUCGGGAAUUGGAACAGGAAGGAUAGGAGGAAGCAAGGAGGACUGUCAGUGUCUCGAUCCUGCACGUUGA
Molecule: messenger RNA, 1047 nt
Organism: Aaosphaeria arxii CBS 175.79
Lineage: Eukaryota; Fungi; Ascomycota; Dothideomycetes; Pleosporales
Exons: 1
Coding region: 1-1047 (348 amino acids)
Source: RefSeq, a predicted model, not a curated record